This is a messenger RNA of Colletotrichum orchidophilum, 699 nucleotides long. RefSeq lists its product as uncharacterized. The transcript is spliced from 2 exons. The coding region runs from base 1 to 699 and encodes 232 amino acids. The record is from RefSeq and is a predicted model, not a curated record. Lineage: Eukaryota; Fungi; Ascomycota; Sordariomycetes; Glomerellales; Glomerellaceae.
AUGUCCUCCGUCGCCGGUCCCGUUCCCAUGUUUGGCGAGCGAACGUGGGAUUUCAGACCCGCCGUCCCGUCACCUCUUUCUUCGUCGCCCAUCCGCGCGUCGUCACCCCUCUCGCCUAUCAACGACAACACUGUACGGCACACACAAUCCUCGCCUAUCCCUCAACCAAAAUUUAAAUACGCAUCAAGAGCUACGAGGCCGAAUCCAGUGGUCCGGAAACGUGAAGAGGCGCAGGAGAGCAGGCGGAAGCUGUUCCUCCAAAACGUGAGGCAGCGCGCGGAUGACCGUCAGUACCAGCGGCGGGAUAUGGAGGGCACUCUGUUGAAAUCUGACUGGGAUCGUGACAUGCGGCAACGGCAUUACGCCAAGCAAAUAGAAGGAGACGCAAUCUUCUCCGAAACAGAUAUCGAGGACGCGGCAUCCGUUCUUCAAGAGCGCUCGCAGCGCAUUCCUGAUGAUGCUGACGACGACAUGAUGGUUGAUGCAAUCGCCCAGGAGGAGCAGGACGAGCUCGACGCGUUAUUGCUUUCCUAUGACCAAUCAUCUGAUGCACAGCCCGAAUAUAGCUCCUCACAUACGACGCACUCGGAUCCAUAUGGCCUGUCGGACGACGAGGAUUACGAUGCAUUAUUCAUGAAUCUGGUAUCACAGGAAAGCGUUCAGUUGGAUGCGUCCUCUCAAGAUAUGGACAUGUCUUGA